AUGCCCAAAGAGAACAAACACAGUAGAGGGAGGAGAGAAGAGAAGAAACUCAAGCGCAAGAGGGAUAACGGCGAGGAGCAGCCUACCAAGUCCAAGAGACAGAAAUCGCAAGAGCCCGCGGAGGAUGUCGAGGUCGGCUUCAUUGGCCUCGAUGACCCCAUCAUGAGGUCGCACUAUCCUAAUGGCGACGAUGAGGAGGAGGGUGAGGAUACCGAGAGACCUUUUUAUGGAAUGCUCGAGGACCAAGAGCAGGAAUACUUUCGGCGCGCAGAUGAACUGCUCGAGAAUAACGAUUUCCCAUCUGACGAAGAACGCUCCCUGUUCCUGGCGAAUGUAUACCGAGAGGCAGAAGGCAAGGAGCUGAAGAUUGCAUGCAGUCAGUCAUGCUCGCGGUUGAUGGAGAGGUUGAUACUGCUGAGUACGGUGGAGCAGAAAAAGAGGAUUUUUGAGAAAUUCAAGGACAAUUAUCCACAUUUGAUCCAGCAUCGGUUUGCCAGUCAUUGCUGCGAGACUCUCUUCAUUCAGUCUGCGCCGAUUGUUACGGAAGAGCUCACGGCGGAUUCGAAGAAGGGGAAGAAGAAAGGUGUGGAGGUGGAAGUGGAUGCCGAGAUGAAGGAGGGGAAGGAAUUGCCGUCAAUGGAGGACCUCUUUUUGGCGACACUGGACGAGCUGGAGGGCAAGAUGACUUUUCUGCUCACUGAUAGAUUCGCAUCCCACACUCUCCGGGUUCUACUUGUUAUUCUCUCGGGCCAAGCUCUCGAAAAGGCGUCUACAAGAACCCUUAUGCAAAGCAAGAAGAAAGAGAAGAUCUCCAUUACAGGCCUGGACACUGCACCCACAGAACUCUCGCUCAAUAAACGAGCCGUCCCAUCCUCAUUUCAAUUCGCCGUCGAGAAGAUCAUCUCAGAUACGAUUGCUACGAUGGAUACAUCCUUUAUCCGAGUCCUGGCCACCCACCCAACAGGAAACCCAACACUUCAACUACUUCUCGAGCUGGAGCUUACGAAUCCAAAUUCCAAAAAGGGAAUAAAUACGUCCGAGAAGACCAUCAUAUCAGCUCUACUCCCAGACGACAUCACGGCCGAAGGUAGCGAGUCCCAAACAUUUGUGAACGGUAUCCUAUACGAUGCUAUAGGAUCUCGUCUACUAGAAACAAUCUGCACGUUUGCACCCGGAAAGCUGUUCAAGCAAAUCUACAAGACAGUUUUCAAGGAUCGCAUCGCUGCCAUAUCUAGAAAUGAGAUAUCUUCAUAUGUAGCCAUCAAGGUUUUGACUCGUCUCAGCAAAGAGGAUCUCGAGGAAGCGGUCACAGCCAUCCUCCCCCAAAUAGAGGGCCUGGUACAGCGCAACAGGACAGUCAUUCUCAAAACAAUUCUGGAAAGAUGCCAUGCUCGAGGUGCAGACACGGAAGAACUCUGCAAAUCAAUCGCCGAGGCGUACGGCUCUGAUCCCAAGACACUCAUCCUAAAAAUGGCUUGCAUUGACAACAUCGAAGACAUCAUGUCACCCGCACCCCCUAAGGGAGGCGAAGAAGCAUCCGCGCCACCAGCAGCCAUGAAACCCAGCGCCUAUCAACUACACGGCUCGCUGCUCGCCCAAUGUAUGCUUUCCAUUCCGGGUAAUCUCGCCCGCAAAGAUGCCGAAGGGAAGCCUUCCCCUCAAACUCUCUCCCCAGAAUCUCUUAUCCAAGACGCGCUCCUCGCAUUAUCCGCAGACGAGCUCCUCGCCCUCUCAAACUAUACCACAACAUCGCACAUCAUCCAAUCCGCACUUUUGCCUACCUCAUCCUCCCUCACCGCGUGGGACUCCAAGACAAAGUCCAAGGAAACGAAAACUACCAACAACGUUCUCUUCCGCCGAAAACUAAUCAACAAUCUCCUUUUUUCCUCCGCCCCCACGGACGACGCACAACUCCCACCGGCCAUAACCCUCGCCCUAUCAUCCACGGGCUCCCACGUCCUCGACGCCCUGCUCUUCUCCACUGCUGCCCCACCAACCCUUACAUCCCCGAGCACCCCUCUAUUCUCCCUAACAGACCGCAUUGGCGCCCUUCUCCUCAGCCACGAGCACCAGCUCCGCGACAGCUACCCAGGCCGCAUCGUGUUGCGAAACUGGUCUCUCGACCUCUUCAAACGCCGCCGCAGCGACUGGGUCAAGAAAGUCAAGGAGUCUGCGCUCCUCAAACUCCAAUCCCAACCAUCAUCCUUACCUCCGCCACCUACUGCGGCGCCGGCCGCAGAUGAAGAAGAAGAAGGAAAGAAGCAGCCGACAAUCUCUGAACCCGGCGAAGGGAAGAAGAAUCGCAAGAUCAAGCGGGAUCAAAAAUGGGCGGAGAAGAAGAAGGUGAUGAAGAGUGCGCCGGAUGUAGCGCCGAGGAAAUCGGCUAUUCAACUUGCGAGGGAGAAGUUUGCUGCUGGAAAGAUGGAGAGGGGUGGAGGUGGGCAUAGGGGGAAGGGACGGGAUUUCAGGACGGGGGCGAAUUCUGUUCAGGCUGUUGAGAAAGAGGGAGAGGAGUGA
Messenger RNA from Drepanopeziza brunnea f. sp. 'multigermtubi' MB_m1, 2517 nucleotides. RefSeq lists its product as uncharacterized. Gene Ontology annotation, molecular function: RNA binding. The record is from RefSeq and is a predicted model, not a curated record. Gene Ontology annotation, cellular component: preribosome, small subunit precursor; nucleolus; 90S preribosome. Lineage: Eukaryota; Fungi; Ascomycota; Leotiomycetes; Helotiales; Drepanopezizaceae. Gene Ontology annotation, biological process: endonucleolytic cleavage in 5'-ETS of tricistronic rRNA transcript (SSU-rRNA, 5.8S rRNA, LSU-rRNA); ribosomal small subunit export from nucleus; endonucleolytic cleavage to generate mature 5'-end of SSU-rRNA from (SSU-rRNA, 5.8S rRNA, LSU-rRNA).